AUCAGCAGAGUGUUAUCUGAUUGCCCUAAAGGUCAGUUAAAGCAUGGUGACAAAUGCUGUAAGCCAGUGUUACACUGUCCAUCAGGUUCUUAUGUGAAAACGUGUGAGCUGAAUGAUAACUGUGACGAGUGUUUGCCUUGUCCCCCUGAGACUGAAAACCCAUUCAUCACGUCAUCAUCUGAUGUUAAAAAAUGCUAUAAAAACGACUGCCUCACAGGUUUCUUUCGAACCUCUGAAGUCGAGUGUCAGUGUGCCUUUCAUGCUGGUUACAUAGUAACAGAGGACAAAAAGUCCUGUCAAAAAAUUGAUCACGGAUGUCAGCCAGGACUGGAAUUAAACUUUCGAGGCAGAUGCGAGACUUGUGCAGACGACCAUUACAAAUACUGGAUUGGACAUGGUUACUGUAUUAAACAUUUCGAUUGUUUCAAGAUACAACACUCCAUAAUACCUGGAAAUCAUAUAAUCCCUGCCACAUGUCUUGACUUCAAUGAUACAUGUUCUCCAAACGAAAGAUUCCCACCAUUGCCUCCAGGCCUGAAACCAACAGCAUCCCCAAUUCCAUUCAUAGAGACAACAACAACAACGCCCUCUAUUCCAGAGAAAAGAAUGACAACAGUACCUUCAAUAGAAACAACAGAAAAGAAUCCUACACCUGGCAUAACUGAGAUGACCACCAAGAAUUUCUCUGAAUGUCCUCAGGAUUGCUCCAAAAAAAAUAAGCAGUUACUGUAUUUCAUUGGUGUACUCAUUAUAAUUAUCGCCAUACAAGCUGCCUACAUGGUACGAAGAACAUGUAAGUAUAACUUGCAAUAUUUUCCUAUAUCAAACUGAUCACAACCAACAAAAAUUUGCCACACCCUACAUAUAUACAGCCAUGUAUAAAUAGCUCUACGGGUCACUCUACACAGAAGCUCCAGGACACACCAAUCACAUCAACAAGUUUGUCAAUUGUUCUGCGUGAUCCUUCUAGAUCAGUUCAU
Messenger RNA from Octopus bimaculoides (California two-spot octopus), 980 nucleotides. RefSeq lists its product as uncharacterized. The record is from RefSeq and is a predicted model, not a curated record. NCBI's taxonomy places the organism in Eukaryota, Metazoa, Mollusca, Cephalopoda, Octopoda, Octopodidae.